Molecule: messenger RNA, 1189 nt
Organism: Linum trigynum
Lineage: Eukaryota; Viridiplantae; Streptophyta; Magnoliopsida; Malpighiales; Linaceae
Source: the annotation of a GenBank genome assembly
CUCGCCUCAAUAAAAUGGGCCGAGCUAUCAAUCUCGACCCCAAGGAGAAGGAGGAGGAGGACAAUUUUCCACCAAUACCACCGGGAGGAAGACGAGGCCGACCUCUAGGUCCCAAAAAUCACAGACCUCUAUGAGGCAGAGGAGGUCGAGGUCGAGGAGGAAGACCCCCAGUUCAAGUUUGUAGAGCUCCCAAUCCUCGUGAUUAUGAGGAGUAUUAUGAGGAGGAAGAGUAUCCCGAGCAUAGGGAUGAUGAUAUGAGGGGGCUGAAGGUGAAGGUGCCAUCAUUUCAAGGGAGGAAAGAUCCUGAAGCUUACCUUGACUGGGAGAGAAAGAUGGAGUACUUGUUCGAGUGCCACGAUUUUCUGACUAUGCCAUUGUUUGGUGGGACCAGUUGGGUGUUGAACGGAGAUUGAACGGAGAAGAGCCCAUCAUGACAUGGCAUCAAAUGAAGUCAUCGAUGAGGAGGAUAUUUGUACCCGUUCAUCAUCAACGAGAUCAACUCAAGCGAUGCACAUGUUGAGACAAGGAGCGAAGAGCGUGGAUGGUUAUUUCAUAGAGAUGGAGACAUUGAUGAUUCGAGCUCAUGUCAAUGAAGAUCGAGAAUCAACCAUGGCUCAAUUUCUUAAUGAUCUCAAUCGGGAGAUCAGGGAGGUCGUGGAGAUUCACCAUUACGUGGAGAUUGAGGAUCUGGUGAAGAUCGCUACUAAGGUCGAGAAGCAACAAAAGGGAGGCUAUGCGAGGAGGGUUGCACCACCCACGAGUGCCUCCUCGAGUGCAACUCGAGCUCCAUUUGUGAAAAAGGAGGAACUUAAGCCAGUGGCCUAGCCAGCGGCCACAUAUGCUGAAGAGAAGGUAGCUACUAACACACGUUGCAGCACUAUUGUGUGUUACAGGUGCCAAGGUCGAGGUCAUGUGGCAAAUCAGUGCUCGAACAAGCGUGUGAUGAUCUUACUAGAGAAUGGUGAGUAUGAGUCCGAGCCUGAUGGUGGAGAGGUUGAGACUAAAUUAAGGAAGAAGACAACGAGGAGCGGCCCAUGCCAGGCAACUACACUUGUGUAGCUCGGCGACUUGUGAAUGUGCAUAGCCCUCGAGUUUCAUACAGGAUGUGUAGCGUUGGACAAGUUCCUAGCCGGCGUCAACGACUUUUUGGUAGAAUUGAAUAUUAUUUUAAUAAUUUUAAAUUUAUAUU